Cicer arietinum (chickpea) is the source of this 1164-nucleotide messenger RNA. Its product is annotated as fasciclin-like arabinogalactan protein 11. Lineage: Eukaryota; Viridiplantae; Streptophyta; Magnoliopsida; Fabales; Fabaceae. Gene Ontology annotation, biological process: plant-type secondary cell wall biogenesis. The record is from RefSeq and is a predicted model, not a curated record. Gene Ontology annotation, cellular component: plasma membrane.
ACCACUUUGCUCCAUUACACUUCCACACAUCAAACAUUCAUAGCAAUAAAAACUUACCUAUCAUUUGCUUCUUUGCAAAAGCAGCAAAAUAUUAAGAAGAUGAAGCAAAUUAUCUUCUUUUCAGUCCUAGUACUAUUUGCUCAUAUAUUUUUUACCGCUACUACUUUAGCUCAGUCACCUGCUGCAGCGCCUAAAGCCGCUGUGAAACCUGCCCCCGCCAUACCAGCUCCCGCAACAGCACCGGCAAAACCAUUAGUCCCUUCGUUACCUCAAUCACCCUCAUCUGACUCUUCUUCCGGUCAAGACAUCAUCAAAAUUCUAAGGAAAGCGAAAUCAUUCAACACACUAAUCCGCCUGCUCAAAACCACACAAAUUAUCAACCAAAUCAACGCACAGCUGGUGACAACAAAGUCCGGCGGUUUGACCAUUCUUGCGCCCGACGAUGGUGCCUUUUCGCAACUAAAACCCGGAUACUUCAAUUCGCUCGGCGAACGCCAACAGAAACAACUGAUACAGUUUCAUGUUCUUCCUGUUUAUGUAUCAAGCUCAAAUUUUGAUUCACUUAGCAACCCUGUGCUUUCACUAGCCAGUGAUAGCCCUACUGGUUAUCAAAUGAAUGUGACUGCUUAUGGAAACAGUGUGAAUAUUUCAACUGGUGUGGUGAAUGCUACACUCACAGGAAUUGUUUACUCUGAUAAAACACUUGCUAUAUAUCAUGUGGAUAAAGUGCUUGUUCCUUUGGACUUCUCUAAGCCUAAGGCUAUAGCUCCUGCUCCUACUGUGGCAAAGGCACCUAAAGCUGGUAAAGAUUCAUCUUCAGAUGAUGAUCAAGGAGAGACAAACAAGGCUACUUCUGGUGCCAUCAAAAAAAUUAGCUUUCAAGGAACAAUGUUUGUGUCCCUUUUUGUUGGUUUAGUUGCAACAUUAACCAUCUUCAGUUGAUGAAGUGAAGACCAACCUAUUUGAAGGUUGUUAUGUUUUUUUUUUUUAAUUUCUCUUGUGCUUGUGCUCUUUCUUUCUUGGUUUUAUUUUGGAUUGUAAUGCUCAUGGGAAGAGUGUUGCUCUAGAGUUUGUGAAGUGUGUACUUCUUGCCUGAUUAAUUUUCUUCAAGUAAAUAUAAAAAUAUUGAUUGUUUUGGUGAAAGAAAGCUGAAAUUUUUGAAUA